Molecule: messenger RNA, 1831 nt
Organism: Phalaenopsis equestris
Lineage: Eukaryota; Viridiplantae; Streptophyta; Magnoliopsida; Asparagales; Orchidaceae
Product: RING-H2 finger protein ATL43
Exons: 1
Coding region: 467-1465 (332 amino acids)
Source: RefSeq, a predicted model, not a curated record
CUUAAUCACCAAGCCUCAUAAAUACCCUCCAAUAAAACAUAUAUUCCUUCUUCUGCACCCCACAAUACCCUUAAUUUCAAAAACAACCAGGGCUAGUUUCGGAAACUCGCAGUUACAUCUUAAUUGCAGCUCGGUGCCCAGAAACCCAGCUCAGGUGGCGGUGCUCCGAUACACCGGUAGAGCUCACCGUUCCUCAACCCAGCAACUGGCAAAACCUCAAUACUCUUUACGAAGGCGCACUGUUUCCUGAGACCCACCGCGAAAAUUUUGAAAAAACAUCAGUUGCAGAAAGAGCGCGCGCGAGCGAUAGGGAGAGAGCGCUUAGCGCGCAGCGAGGAACGGUUAAAAAGCUUUUCAGCGUUGUCUUCUUCUUCCUCAGCUUUUAAUCUUGUUCUGACAGCCAACGGGGGGACAGUGUUCGCUGUUUUCCGUCCUUUCGUUUUCCCAUCCAUAACCUUUCCAAGCAAUGGACUUCAACCGGCAGAGAUCACUAGUGGCGGAACACGGUACCCCGGAAGCAUCAUCUGCUCAACCACCGCCGCCGCCGCCGCCGCAAAAACCAGCCGACGUGCCAUUCCGCCCGAGCAUUGCCGUCAUAGUGGUGGUUCUCACCACCAUGUUCUCCCUCACAUUUCUUCUCCUUCUCUACGCCAAGCACUGUCGACGGCAAGCUGCCGCGACGGCGCCCCCCCCCCCCCCCGCCGCAACUGGAGGCGGCGGAGUAGCGGCUCUCGGCAGGACGGCGGAGGAUCGGACUUCAGGGGUCGAGCGCGCGGUGGUGGAGUCUUUGCCGCUUUUCCGGUUCGCCUCCUUGAUGGGGGAGAAGGAUGGGAUCGAGUGCGCGGUCUGCUUGAGCCGGUUUGAAGCGGAGGCGCUACUCCGGCUUCUUCCUAAAUGUCGCCAUGCUUUCCACAUAGACUGUGUUGACGCCUGGCUUGACUCUCACUCUACCUGCCCGCUCUGCCGCUCGCGCGUUCACCCCGAGGACGUGCUCCUCCUACUACGGCCCGAUCCCCCUCUGCCGCCGUUGGUAACGGCGGCGCCACCUUCGCGGAGAAUCUCCGGCAGGCAUUCUUCGGCGGGAGAGAAGGCGAGCGGCUGCGCCAUUGCCGUAUUAGUGGACAGGCAGAGAAAAGACGGGCUUUUGCUACCGGAGGUGGAGGGGGUCGGUGGGCAGUAUAGUCACCGGGUAGUGUUUUCCGGAGGAGGAUCGCGAGAGAGGUGGAGCGAUCUCCGGCCGUCGGAUCUGAUGUUUUUGAGGUCGGAGACGACGAUCACGGCGAGCGGAACUACGGCGGAGUUGGGUGGCGGCGUAUUCCGAAUUGGAUUGAGGAAUGAGCCGGACCUGACGAGUGUGAACCGGGUCAGCCGAACCGGGGGGGCUGAGGAGCGGACGAUGCGGAGGUGGGUUCGGAUCGCCGGUAAACGGACGGCGGGAUGGCUCGGAGGGGAUGAGAAUGGAUGAAUGAUGAGAAAUGACGGGAAUGCCCUUGGUAUCUAUGGUUUUUUACUCGUGUGAUUCCGAGUAACGGUGGUCACGUGAGUCGGAUUAAUCGGAGCAACGGGGCGGAUGUCGGGCUUCUUGGUGCCUUGUGCGGGCGAGGAUCUCGCAGCUUGUUGAGAUUUGUGUUGCUCCUCAAUCGAACGGUGGGGAGCGAAACCUCGCUGUGAUUCGUUUCGGAUUGCGGAAAAGGGAUUGGAUGAUUAACUGCAGCAAAUGGUGAAUCGAAAUGUUUUGAUCAAUGUGGCUUUUUUAAUUUGGUUUUGAAGAAAUGCUGAAUUGUCUAAAAUUAAUUGGUAAAUUUACAGACAUACGAGAUAAUUGCUAUGC